CCACUAAUAGAGAAACUGCUACUACCCGAAUAUAAUGUUCCUAAAAAAAGCAGGCAACCAACUCGAGAAUUUGUAUCAAAAGUGUUAAAGAGAUAACCCAUUUAUAAACUUUAUAAACAUUGCUGCCCUCUAAGUAUUUUUCGAAAUUCAUUAAGAAAAUAUAAAGUUUAAUACAGAAACUAAACAGUGGUGUAUCUGAUUCCGAUAUACAAAGUUCAACAGAUAGUUCCAAAAAUGGCUGUAUCGUCAGAAAGCGUAAUAAGUCCUGGCCUGAAUGAUCCAGUAACCAAAGCAGUAGUAGAUAAUAUAAUGGGAAAUUUACCUACAAAGAAACCCCCUGUUCGAUGUGAUGAUUGUGAUCUUUCAUUUACCAGUCAAACAGUAUUAGAUACACAUUUACAAGGAGCGCGUCAUGCUAAACAGAUUAGAUCCAAAAAUAUAAUGGCAUCUCUUGAAGAAACCAAAGUAGCAUUUACAAAAGACGAAGAAACAAAUGGAUUGAAAUGCAAUGUGUGUAAUGUGUGUCUAAACUCAAUACAACAACUUCAAACACAUUUAAAUGGUAUAUUACAAAGGAGCCGGCACAAAAAGAAAGCUAUGAGAGGUGGGUGGACUGACAAAGAUGUUGGCAGUUCAGUGACAUCUGCAACUAUGAAUAUCCAAGAAAACACUGUGUCUAAAGGCGUAUCGCUUUCAUGCAGCAUGUGUAAUAAAAUCUUCAAUUCUCAGAUGCAAUACAAUGUGCAUAUAACAUCGAAAAAGCAUACUGGUAAAUUAAAACAAGCUAGGACUCAAAAGAAAAAAAGAUUUUUGCCAUAUUGGAAAAAACCUAAGCCUGGUGUAAAUCCUAAGAAUUUCGUUCAAUCGCUAUCGAACAAUUUUGUACCAGGGGGUUUCACGAAUCAGACAUAGGAAAAUAACGUAAUAAGAUGAAUAUCUCUAUUUUAAUACUCAUAUGAAUUAUUUAAGUACAUGUUUUAUUCUUUCCAAGAAGAAUAAUUCAUUCCAAGUAGGAUCAUGAUUCUUUAAACGUCGAAAUUAAUUUGAUACUUAAAUUUUGAACAUUAAGUGACAUUCACAUAUACGAAUAAGUAAAUACACAAUGUUAUAUAUAAUUUUGUAAUUCACGACCAUUGGAGGCUCUGCCACGUUAAGAUAUAAACUUUUCUCUUUGCACUAUUUCUUCAGGAUAUAAUAUAAAUAUACAUAUAAUUGAAACACAAUUAGUUCAAUUGGAAAUCACAUGUAAAUUUUUGUCAGAUGUAUUUAAUAAUUAAGGAAAGUUUUAAAAACAAAUUGUACAAAGUGCCGAUGUUGCAUUAAAAACUAAGAUACGUUUGAAAGAUUGACAUUGUAUUUGAUAUUAGAUAAAAUAGCGCAAGAAGGUACCGAUGUAAUGUAUGAAUGUAUAUAUGUUCAUUUAAAAAUGAAUGGAAAAAUAUAUAAUGUUGUAAGUAAUAAUAA
This is a messenger RNA of Bombus huntii, 1464 nucleotides long. RefSeq names its product zinc finger protein 346-like. NCBI's taxonomy places the organism in Eukaryota, Metazoa, Arthropoda, Insecta, Hymenoptera, Apidae. The transcript has 6 exons. Bases 235 to 912 code for a protein of 225 amino acids. Gene Ontology annotation, molecular function: zinc ion binding; nucleic acid binding. The record is from RefSeq and is a predicted model, not a curated record.